Molecule: messenger RNA, 15411 nt
Organism: Eimeria tenella
Lineage: Eukaryota; Apicomplexa; Conoidasida; Eucoccidiorida; Eimeriidae
Exons: 21
Coding region: 1-15411 (5136 amino acids)
Source: RefSeq, a predicted model, not a curated record
AUGGAGCAGCAACAGCAACAUCAGCAGCAGCUGCAGCAGCUGCAGCAGCUGCAGCAGCAGCGGCAGCAGCAACCACAGCAGCAGCAGCAACCACAGCAGCAACAGCAGCAGCAGGCAUAUACAGAGCAGCAUCAAGGCGAGUUCGAGCUGAAGAGUCUUCAGGAAAACAAGCAGCGCCAGUCCCCCAUGCAGCAGGAGAAGCAAGAGCAGCAGCAGCAGCAGCAGCAGGAAGAAGAUAAGCAGCAGCAGCAGCAGCAGCAUCAGCAGCAGCGGCAGCAUAUUCCGUCAGCGCGGCUCUCUGUACGCUCAGCUGCAGCGGCGGAUGCAUCAGUUGCUGCUGAGCAAAGCCCUGGGUUCCCUGAAAGCAGCAGCAGCAGCGACCGCAGCAGCAGCAGCAGGAGCAGCAGCAGCAGCGGGAGAGCUGCAAGUAAAGGAGCACACCAGAGCCAGGAGGCCCGCAGCAGCAGCAGCAGCAGCAGCGGCUACAGCAGCUUUCGGGAAGGCAGCAGCAGCAGCUCAGAAGAUGAGUCCGUCAGGGCGUGCGGCGGCGCAGCCGCCGCGGCGCCAGCAGCAGCAGCAGCAGCAGCAGCAGCAGCGGGGGGGCGCCGCGGACGGCGGGCGUGGGGCCUCCAGGGCGGGGGCCCCUCCCCGCUGGCUGCUGCUGCUGCUCGGACCCGCCGGCAAAUUGCAGCUCUUAUGGCAACUCAGCCUGCCCUUGCAGAUGCCCUUGCUCAAGCGUUGGGGGCUUUCCCACAGGGGGCGUGGGUUAGCAGCUGCAGCAGCAGCAGCAGCAGCAACAGCAGCAACAGCAGCAGUAGCAACAGCAGCAAGCGUGAUGCAGCUGAGGAGCUGUGGCAGCCCAGGGACAAGCAGCACGGGCUGGAAACUGCAGCAGCAGGAGCAGCAGAAGAUGCUUCUUCGGAGCUACUGCUGCUGCUGCCCCUUUCCACUGCACGGUGGGGACUCAGCAGCAGCAGCAACAGCAGCAGCGGAAAACAGCAGCAAGCAGCUCGCCGUCUUCUGGCCUCAUUGAGAGGCAGCAAAGAGACACAGCAUUUAUCUCUGGCCGCUACUGCUGCUGCUGCUGCUGCAGCAACGCCUGCUGCAAGUGCCUCAGCAGCAGCAGCAGCAGCAGCAGCAAGCAACAAUACGAACAGCAGCAACAGCAACAGAGUCACGGCGAAUGCAACAGCAGCCGAACCUGAAGCGAGAGCAGCAGCAGUCACCUCACCUUCAGCAGCAGCAGCACCAGCAGGUGCUGCUGCUGCUGCAGCAAGGCAGCAGCAGCAGAAGCCGCGGGAAGAUGACACCUAUCUCUCACUGCUGUUUAGCUCUCUCGUGCUGCGGCUGCAGCAGCUAAGGGUUGCUGUUGCUGCUGAGACUUUGCUGCAGCCGCCUGCAGCAGAUGGUAGCAACGAGCUGUACGUACACCUCAAACUCCUGGACCCCACAAAGACUCUGCUGCCACUUGUGCCUUCUCUGCAGCAGCAGCUGGAGGCGCCAGCAGGAGACGGAACCACAGCAGCAGCAGCAGCAGCAGCGGCAGCAGCAGCAGCAGCAAGGCCUGCUUCUGCUGCAGUCUACAGGCAACAAGCGCUGCGAGCUGGCAGCAUCAAUUUAUUUCGUUUGUUUGUUCUUAUCAUUGCCUGGGUGGAAGGGGCUCCGCGCUCUGUUGCUGUUGCUGCUGCUGCUGCUGCUGAAGGGUCUGGUUCUUCGGCACUUGCUGCACCAGACGCAGCAGGACGGGCAGCAGCCCAAGAUGCAGCAAAACACGCCAAGCAGCAGAAUGCGCCGCUGCAGCAGCAGCUGGCAAUUCUCGUACGCACAGCACUGGGGAGCUCUGCUUCGGCUGCUGCUGCUGCCCCUGCUGCUGCUGCUGCUGCCAAAGCACUCAGCAACGCCGGUUCUGCAGAAGACAGCAGCAAGGCAGCAGGAGAAGCAGGCGAGGCAUCAGCAGCCGCCGCUGCUGGUGCUGCUGCUGCUGCUGAUGGUGGAGGCCGCCCGAAAAAACAGCCGCAGCGCGUGCAAGAGGAAGAACAGCAGCAGCAGCAGCAGCGACUGCAGCAGCAGCUCUACUCGCUGCAGUCUUUGGGCUGGAUGAACCUUGCAGCAGCAGAAGACGUCGUGAGGGAAAUAUUUGCUGCUUUUGGUGCUGCUGCGCUGCAAGAGAACAGGGAGAGGCAGCAGACAUGUGCUGCUGCUGCUGCGGCGGCGGCUGCUGCAGCUGCUGCUGUGAGGCUACCAUCUCCAGCAGCUAAGUCGCGUACAGCUGGCGACGGCGCUGCUGCUGGUGCUGUAAGGGGCAGCAGUAGCAGCAGCAGCAGCAGCAACGCGUCUGUCCUUGUUUCUCGCUUUUUCCCGCCUUUUCUGAGCCAGCUGGCUCCUCCUGCUGCUGCAGCGCAACAGCAGCAACAGCAACAGCAGCAGGAACACCAGCAGCAUCUGCGGGGUCGGCUAAGGCCACUGGAUUCGCCAUCCGCUGCAGCAGCAGCAGCUGCAGCAGGCGGAUCGCCAGGGGCUCUUUCUGUUUGCAUGCAUGACGCGAGAAAGGAAGAUGGCAGCAGCAGCAGCAGCAACUACGGCAGCAGCGGCAGCAGCAGCAGAGGCCACCCCUCUGGUGCUUCGUGGGGUUCAACGUCGGGAGAAGAACUCGAGUGGAGGCAAGCGCAUCUCAGAGCCCUUGCUGUUGCUGUUGCUGUUGCUGUUGCGUUGCUGCUGCUGCUGCAGUUGCUGCUGCUGUAUAUCCUGCUGCUCCCGUCACUGCUGCGGUGCUGCUGCAGGCCUAGAGCCCUGCGCCUAUAUAUUUAUGAGGCGCUGCUGGCCCACGAGCCGCUGCUGCACAUCCCUAUCACCACGCCGUCUGCAGGCAGCAGCAGCAGCAGCAGCAGCAGCUGCAGCAGCAGCGGCAGCAAGGUGCUGCAGUACAUUGGCUUGCAGCUCUUCUGUCACUUGGAUGACUGCUGGCUGCGACUGAGGGCAGCAGGCAGCACUAUGCCGCUGCCGCUGCUGUCUCUUGCUGCAGUCCCAAGGCACACAAGGAGCACAAGCAGCAGCAGCACCAGCAACAGCAGCAGCAGCAGCAGCAACGCAGCACCUCUUCCUGCUAUUCGCGUGUCUGCUUCUUUGCCCAGUUGCAGUGCUGCAGCUGAUGCUGCUGCUGCUGGUGACACAUUUGCUCACCCGUCUGCUCCAAUGACACCUACAGCAGCAGCAGCAGCAGCAGCAACACCAGCAGCAACAGCAGCAGCAACUGAGCCCGCAAUAGGCGCAGAGGCGGGAGAUGCGGUGCGGCGUCGGACACAAGCGGUCAUGGCAGCAGCUGCAGCAGCAGCACCGCAAGUAGCAGUACCAGCAACAGCAGCACCAGCAGCAGCACAACCAAGCCCAAAGGCCGAAGCAGCAGCAGCAGCAGCAGCAGCAGCAGCAGCAGAUGAGGCGCUGCUGAGCAAAGCCCUGGGCCUGGAUUCCCGCGGGGCCUUUUGGUCAGAUUACUUUCAGUUUCUGCUGGCAGCAAAAGAGCACUGUCUUCUUUUGCCGCUCAAAGCAGCAUUGGCCUUCGUCUUGGCCAGGGAUGUCUCAGCAGCAUCGCAGGUGCUGCUGCCGUUUCCGCAGCUGCGACCUGCUGUGCUGCUGCUGUCUUGGGAUGCAUUUGAGGGGCAAAUGGGGAGAAGGCAGCAGCUGCUAGAUCUGCUGUGCUGCUGCCACGUUGCUGCUAAAGCUGCUGCAGCAGAAACUCCUGCAGCCGUUGCUGCUGCCGAGAGACAGACACUGCUGUGCCUGGCACACGCCUGUGCCCACACAGCAGCAGCAGUAACAGCAGCAGCAGCAGCAACAGACACAGCAGCAGCGCAGCAGCAGCCGCUCCUUCGCUACGCAUGCGACCCCAACAUGCAGCAGCACAUCGAGGUGCUGCGGAGCCGAAUGGCAGCCGCUUGGUGGAUCGCUGAUCUGCUGCUAGAGCUUCAUGCAGCCCUGCAGCAGCAGCAGCAGCAGCAGCAGCAACAGCAAAAUAAGCAAAGCCAGCGGCAGCAACGACGGCAGCAGAGGCUGCAGCAUCGGGGAGGAAGGGAAGCAGCUGCUACACUGGCCUGGCCCCAGGACAGCAGCAGCAGCAGCAACAGCAGCAGCAGCAACAAAGGCAACGAAACUGCUGCUGCGAUUCCAGCAGAAGCAGCAAAAAGCCUGCUGCUGCAUCCGGAGGCCGUGGAGGCACUUGCUGCAGCAGCUAGCCAGCGCUGCCUUGCAGCAGCAACUGCUGCAGUGCGGCUGCAGCAGCUGUUUGGCACCUCUGAUGCAGCUGCUGCUGCAGACGAAGCGUCUGCUGAGCAGGAGGCAGCAGCAGCAGCUGCUGCUGCUGCAUCUUGUGUCCGCACUGCUGCUGCUGCCAUCGGCGGCAACAGCUCAGCAGCAGCAGAAGCAGCUGCCGUUGCUGCCUUGCGGGAAGCCCUUGCUGCUGACAUUUACGAGGCAACAGCGACGCAGUCCCUCCUCUUGUCGCUGUCUCGGCGGGCGCCGCUGUCUCUGAUGCAAGAACAAACUUUUCUUGAAGGACUUGCUGCGCUGCCCUUGACGAGCCGCAGCAGCUACGAGGAGGAGCGGCAGCACGACACAGAUGUUGCUGCUGCUUACUUUGCCCUGAGAGCAGCGCUGCGGCUUAUUGAGGCCUGCAGCAGCAGCAGCAGCAGCAGCGGCAGCAGCAGCAGCACUUCUGUGGCGGCGGCGCAGCGGCAGGCGGAGGGGGCUGCGGCAGGAGCCGACAGCCUGGGGGUCUACCCGCAGCAGCAAGCAGCAGCUACUGCAGCAGCAGCAGCAGCAGCAGCGGAGCUGCAACCCCUACUGCAGCAGACUGUUUGCUGCUUAGAGAGGCUCAUCGCACGUGUGCGGAGGCCCCCCUACCGUCUGUGGCUGCUGCUGCGGCUCGCGCCACUGCUGUUUGCUUCUACUGCUGCAGUCCAGCAGCGGCAGCAGCAGCAGCAGCAGCAGCAGGACAGAAACACGAGCGACAGCACUCGCAGCAGCAACUGCAGCACCAACAGGAGCAGCAGCAGUAGAAACGGAGCCUUUGUGGUCCCUCCAUCCGUGUUUAUAUCCCUGGCGCUUCUCAUCCAGAGACACCUAGAAGCCCUAAGAGGUGCAGAGGGCCUCGGAAAGAUUGGCCGCAUUCUUCUGGAAGCUGCAGCACAGUUUUUUGAGGAGGCUAUUUGGCGCUGCCGUUUGCUGCUGAGCCAGUUCUUUGCUGCAAUGCCUCUUGCAUCAAUUUGCAUUGCUGGAGGAUCAGCGACGACAGCAGCAGCAGCAGCAGCAGCUGCUGCUGCUGCUGCUAAUGAUGCUGCUGAAGACUCGGCCACGACCAGUUGCAUCACGGCGCAGCAGCAGCAAGACAGAGAGUGGCAGCAGCAGCUGCGCUGGAUUGGGGUGUUCUCAGUGAGCAGCAGCAGCAGCAGCAACAGCAGCAACGAAGCCGUUGCAGGAAUACCAAACAUGAGCAGCAGCAGCCUAGACAGCGAGAAAGCCCCUGCUAGCAUUUCAAGCAGCAGCAGAAGCAGCGGCGAAGGAGCCCCUGCCGGCAUUUCAGACAACAACAGCAGCAGCAGCAGCAGCAGCAGCAGCAAGCACCACUUGGCCUCCCACAUGACCCCCUUCGCCUCGCUGCUGUCGCUGGAAGCAGAUCCUUUCGCCCGCCGUUUGCUGCAGCAGCCUGCUGUUUUCCUGGCCCGCGCGCUGCAGCAAAGUGACGUCAAGACCACCGCGUCAGCAUUUGCUGCUGCUGCUGCAUUUGCUGUUGCUGCUGCUGUUGUUGCUGCUGCUGCUGCUCUUGUUGUUGUUGCUGUCGUUGACGUUGUUGCUGUUGUUGUUGCUGUUGUUGUUGUUUGUAUUGUUGUUGUUGUUGCUGUUGUUGUUGCUGUUGUUGUUGCUGCUAGCCCUGCUGCUGCUACUCUUGCCACCCCUGCUGCUGCUGCUGCUGUCGCUGUCCCUGCUGCCGCUGCUGAUAUUGCUACUCCCGCCGCUGCUGCUGCUGCUCGUGCUGCUGCUGCAUUUGCUGCUGCUGCUCUUGCCAUCCCUGCUUCUCUUGCUGCUCUUGCUUUUCCUGUUUCUGCUGUUGCUGCCAUGGCUUCCCCUGCUUUCGCUGCUGCUGCUUGUGCUACCACUUCGUUUGCUGCUGCUGAGCGCGCUACUGUUGCAAUUGCUCCUGCUCCUACUGCUGACGCGUCCACUGCAAACUGCAUUUCUGCUGCUGCUGCUGCUGCAUUUUUCAGGGAGCUGCUGCAGCGUUUUGAGCUGCCGGGACACCUGAAGAUCAGCGCUGAGAUAUCAGAAGCAUUUGCUGCCUUGCGAGAUGCUCUGAGCUGCCUCCCUGCUGCUGCUGAGGCCGACGCUGCUGCUGCUGCUGCUGCUGCUGCAGUUUCCUGUCGCCUGGAGAUGUGCCUUGAAGCAUUUGACAAGUCGUGGGAGUCCGUCGAUUCUGUGGUGGUCCCUGCAGCAGCAGCUGCUGCUGCUGGUGCUGCUGCAGGAGCGGCCGCUUCAACAGCCGCGCCAUCAGCAGCAACUUUAGUUCCCGCAGCAGAUGCAGCACUUGGUGAAGCAGCAGGAGCAGCAGCAAUAGCAGCAACAGCAACUACGGCAGCAGCAGCAGUGGAGACAGAACAGGAAUGCAUCUUCCGCAGCUGCCUUACAACUUACUCAGAUGCAGCAACAAAAGCCGCUGUCGCUUUGCUGCGCUGCAGCAAAAGGUUUGCUGCAGUGUUUGCUGCUGUGGAUGCUGCUGUUGCUGCUGCGGCCCCUGCAACUGUCUCGCUGCUGUUGCUUCGCCGCGCUACAGAGGAACUGCGCAAAAUCUCGCAGCAGCAGCAGCAGCAGCUACAUCUAGAAGAUACGUCGGCAGCAGCUAUAGCGACAACAGCAGCAGCAGCAGCAGCACCAGUAACAGCUGCAGCAACAGCAGCAGCUGCAGCAGCUCUUCAAACACCCGCGCUGACAACUCUUUUAGCAACGUCUAUAGACAGGCUGGAGGUGCUGAUUGAGGCUCGAGGCAUGCGCACAGUCAGCUUGGCCUCGUUGCUGCUGGAGGUGGAGACGCUGCCAAUUAAGGCGGACCUCCUCAGGACCCAUCUUUCAAGCUUACACCAGCGCAACACCGCCGUGGCUUCCUUGCUGGAGCAGAUGCAGCAGCUUGCUGCUGGCACUCUGCGGCUCUCAACUGCUGCUGAUCUUAGCAGCUUUUUGGAUAAGGCAGUGCAGGUGCUGCGGGGAGAACCGCAGCAGCAGCAGCAGCAGCAGCAGGAGCACCGACUUCAGCAGCAGCAGCAACUGCAGCCGCAGGAUGAAACACCUCUUCCCGUAUUCACUAGUGGUGAAGAGACUGAGAAGCUUUCAGAAGACCAGCAGCAGCAGCAACAGCAGCAGCAGCAGCAGCAGCAGGAAGGAAGUGAAGGGCAGCAAGAAGAAGGCACAAAGUACUUGCUAGCCCUUGUCUGUUACCUCAAGAGGAUUGUAGAGCUCCAGACAGAAGCCAAGCAAAGGCUGCAUGCCAAGCAGCAGCAGCAGCAGCAGCAGCAACAGCAGCAGCAGCAGCAGCAGCAGCGCAAGGAGGAAGAGGAGCAGCAACUGUUUAGCUUGCCGUUUGUGUCUCCUGAAGAUUUAAUUUCUGAAGUUCUCUUUCGAUUUGAGGGGCAGCAAGAGGCGCAGCAGCUCGCAGCUUUGCUGCAGGCAGACCUGGUUGAGGUGCUGCUGCAGGCGGCGCUGCCGCUGCACCCCUUGCUUCUCGACAACACAAGCAGCAGCAGCAGCAGCAGCAGCAGCAGCAGCAGCAGCAGCAGCAGGUGGCCCCCGCCGUUUCCCUCCCCAGCUCUGGCUCUGCGGAAAGACUUAGUGCUCUUUUUAGGGGCCCUGGAAGAGCAGACCUAUUCGCUGCGUCGCGAUGCUGUUGCUGCGUGCAGCAGCAGCAGCAGCAGCAGCAGCAGCAGCGACUGCAAAGGCAAGGUGUCUCUGCUUGCUGCACUAGCCAUAGCUGAGCGCUGCGUGGAGGUGUGGCCGUCGGGGCCGCUCCUGCUACUGGCGCAGCAGCAGCUUUGCUGCUGCUGCAGCAGCCUGCGGCUGUGGCUGGCUGAGAGGCACCGCUGCUGGCGAAUCAUACAGGCGACGGGAGCAAUACAAGCAGCAGCAGCAGCAGCAGCAGCAGCAGGGCCUGAAGCACGGGCAUUAGCAGCAGCAACAGACAGCUGGAAGUUGCGGCCAGAGGGCUGGAGGCCUCAUGAACUGUUGGCUUUGCCCUUUGCUGCUAAGAGGUAUUUAGAGGCCGUCGCGGACGACAGCCAAGCAGCGCUGGAGCUCUGUUUUGCUGCAGCAGCAAGAGCUUGGGGUGCACGGGGAGAUCUGCAGCGGGCCUUAAGACUGGCAGAUGCGCAGCUGUCUCCAGACACGGAGCUGCAGCAGCUGCUGCUCACCUGCGUCAUCAGAAAGGCACAGCAGCAGCAGCAGCAGCAGCAGGAGGGGCAUCAAGCUGAGGGGUCUGCUGCUGCGCUGCUACAGCCGGACUGUACAGACAGCUCAACAAUACCUGCGUGGCCUCUUGACGGGUCGCUGCGCCUGUGUGCUGCUCAACCUGCAGCAGCAGCAGCAGCAGCAGGGGACCCCGCAGACGAAGCAGCAGUGGCAGCAGCAGCAGCAGAGUGCGACGCAGCAGCUGGCAGCGAAGAAGAGCUAUCGCUGCCGCAGUGCGUCUUGCGGCUCAGCAGCGCAGCAGCAGCAACACGUGCUGCUUUGCUGCUGUCUGCUGCUUGGGCAGUGGAGACCUGCAUAGACACUUUGGCCGUCUGCCAGGCGCGGCUGCAGGAGCAAGCAGCAGCAGCGGCAGCAACACAACAGCAGCAGCAGCAGCAGCAGCGGCAGACAGGAGACGCAGCGCAGAGUGGCAGCAGCAGCAGCAGCAGCAUUGGUUGCCGCUGCCUGCAGCAGCAUCCGCUGCUGGCAGUUCUUGAGCAGACUGCAAAGACUGGCACAGCAGCAGUAGCACCCGAAGCAGCAGCAGCAGCAACAGCAGGUGCAGCAGCAGCUCCCGCAGCUGCGGCGACAGCAGCAGCAGGGAGCGGAGACCUGAAUGACGGCGAGGAGCUUGGCUUUGAGACGAAGGCUGAGGAAGCAGCAGCAGAAGCAGCAGCAGCGGCUGCUGUGGCGCUGCGGUGCGUGGCUCAGGAGCAGCAGCAGCUCCAAUGCUGCAGCAGCGGCCCCUGCCUGCUGCUGCUGCUGCAGACCCGCGGGUGUCUGUACACCUGGCGCAGCUACAAAGCAGCAAUGGAAGCAACAAAUGGCACUUGGGAAACUUGGCGAGACAUCCAUGCUGACAUGCAGUCGGAGGAAGGCGUACAAAAGGUUGUUCGCACGCUGGCUGCGUGCAAUGGCUACGCUGCUGCGAGAGCUCUUUUAAAACUCGUCAGCGGGGCUGCUGUGUCGCCAGCUAGCGACCUGUCGGCGGGGCAGCCAGCUAGCCAGCUAGCUAGCCAGCUAGCUAGCCAGCCAGCUAGCCAGCCAGCGGGACGGCUAGCUAGCUCUUACCUGCAGGAGUGGCUAGCUGAGGCGGAACUGAAGCAGCUGCUGUCGCUUCCCGGCUUCCGAGGUGCAGCAACUCGCCGGCUGCUGGCGCUCAGCAGCAGCAGAAGCACGCGAGUGGCCUUGCGGCUGCUCUCCCUCAGCAGCAGCAGCAGCAGCAGCAGCAGCAGCAACAGCAGCAAGGUGAUGCUGCAGCUGCAGGGCGGCUUCCCGAAAGUGGCUGGCCGUUUGUACCUGUGCGAGCUGCUGCACCAGCAGGAGCAGCUGUGGACGCGUCUGACGCAGCAGCAGCAGCAGCAGCUGCAGCAGCUGCUGCCGUCGCUGCACCUGCUGCAGCUCGUGGAGACUGAGGUGGAGAGACACCGCGAGCCGCUGCUGCAGCACCCGCUGCUGCUGCUCGAAAGCCUCAUACUUAAUGCCCGCACGGAGCUGCUGCAGCACUUUUUGCUGCGCUGGCCAGCUUUGAGGGACAAUGACCUUCUUCUGCGUUACGCGCGCAAGGCCCUGGGGCUUCCUGCUGCUGCUGCUGCUGCAGGCACUGCUGCUGCUGCUGCUGCAGCAGGAGCUGCUGCUGGCGGUCCGGGAGCCGCAGCAGUAGCAGAGCAACAUCUGCGCGCUAAGACGGACACUGCUGCAGCUGCAGCAGCAGACCCCCCAGCAGCAGCAGCAGCAGCAGAAGCAACAGCAGCAGCAGCAGCAAAAGGCCUGCCGCCGCCUAGCUGGGGAUUCGGGGGGCGGUGGGUCCUUACAACUGAUGAAGAGACAAAUGAGCGGAUUCGUGCUGCGCAUGCAUACACCCCAGCUCCUGCUGUUGCUGUUGCGCUGCAGCUGCUGCAGCUGCUGUCUCCUGGCAGCAAAAAGGAGGCCCUCAGCUGUCUCCAAAUCUGCACAGAAGUUGCUUCGCUGCUGCCCCACGCACUGUACAGACACCCCAUGGCGACUUGUGGGCCCGUUGCUGCUGCUGCUGCAGCAGCAGCCCCAGCAGCUGGUGUUCGUGCUGCUGCUCCAGCAGCAGCAGCAGCGCCUGCAGCAGCAACAACGGCGACGAGCUGCUGCAAGGCCAACUGCGUUAGAAUGAUAGAACGCUCCCUAAUCAGAGAUGAAGAUGCACCAGCAACGGCAGCAGCAGCAGCAGCAGCAGCCACGUCCCCAGCUGCAGCAGCUGCUGCGCCUGCUGCCGCAGGCUCCUGCUCUUCAGCAACUGGCCCAGAAGCAGCUCGCGGGAGCGCCAGCAGUAGCACCAGCAGCAGCAGCACCAACAGCAGCAACAGCAGCAACAGCAACAGCAGCAGCAGCAGCAGCACCAGCACCAGCAGCAAGGCUGUGUGGCGGAACUUGUGCGGCACUGCUUUCAACAGCUUCGACGCUCUGCACUGCCAGCGCUGCUCCUUCGCUGGGGUGUACGUACACCUCAAGGGUAAGGGCUCAGUGCGGCUGACAAAUGUACUGCCCUGUGGGCUGCGGCAGCAGCUAAGGAGGCUGCAUCCUGCUGCUGCUGCUGCUGCUGAUGGUGCUGCUGCUGCACCGGGUGGUGCUACUGCUGGGAAACAUGUAGCAGCGUCAGAGCCAGAGGAAGCUGCAACCACUGCAGCAGCAGCAAAGGCAGCAACAAGCUCCGUGGCGUUGCUGCCGCAGCUCCCGGCAGAAGCACAAGUUGAUCCUCCUGCAGCAGCAGCUAAUGAAGCAGCAGCAGCAGCCGCAAACAGAGCUGCGCCAGCAGCAACCAGUGCUGCGGCAUCAGCAACCAGUGCUGCGGCAGCAGCACCGGCAGCAGAAACUGGCGCAGCAGCAGCAGCAGCAGCAGCCCCGGGGAUGGCUCUGUCGCUGCUGCCCUAUGGAUCGCUGCUGGGUUUGCUGCAGCAGCUGCUGCAGCUGUGUCUGGCAAAGUUUGGGGGCUUCCGUUGGGUGCAGGCUCGCGUGCUGCUGCUGCAGCAGCUGCUGCCGUUUAUUGCUGCUAUCUGGAGCCGCUGGGGCUGGCUGCCCCCCAUUGAGCUGCUGCUGCAGCCCCGCACUGCAGCAAGACUUCGGGACACUUUGCUGCGCUGCAACGAGCUGUCUCUUGCCUGGCGGCUUUGCAGCAGCUAUUUCCACGCAGCUCUGCUGCUGGUGCAGCAGCAGCAGCAGCAGCAGCAGCAUAAUCAGCAAAAGCAGCAGCGGAAGAUGCUUUUGCACGCCACUGGCCCGGCUGCUGCUGCUGCUGCUGCGCCCCCAGAGGCUGCUGCUGCUGUCCACAGCCCAGCGGCCCCGGCAGCAGCGGCGGAAGACCCAGCAGCAGCAGCAGCAGCAGCAGCACAGCCGCAGCAGGUUGCGGAAGCAGCUGCUUCGCAUAGCAGUGCUCUGCAGCAGAGGCUCUUUCAGCGGCAGCAGCAGCAGCUGCAGCAGCAGCAGCAGCACAAGGGAUACACUUUUGCUGCUGCUGCUGCCGGGGCGCCGCUAGAAGAGCUGACCGAUUCUCUCCUGAAGGCAGCAAAACACUCCAGGGCUUCUGCCUGCUUGGCUUUCUGCCCACUGCAGCAGCAGCAGCAGCAUCAGCAGCAUGAGGUGUAUGCUGCCGUUGCUCUUGACUGGAGCAGUCGAAGUAGCAGCAGCGGCAGCUCGACUCCUAGAGAGCUGCUGCGCUCUCUUUCUCAGCAGCAGCAGCAGCAGCAGCAGCGGCCUUGGGGGCUCGCAGAGAAGCAGCUGCUGCGGCAAGUGCUGUCGCCUCUGCCUCCGUUGGAUGCUGCUGCUGUUGCUGCUGCUGCUCGCCGCGGCAGUGUGCAGGCCGCAGCAAAGGACUCGACUGCAACAGCAGCAGCCGCAGCUGCAGCAACGGACCCAAGCGGAAUGGCUGCAACACCGCUCUCUGCUGUGGCGCAAACUGGCAGCAGCAGCAGCAGCAGCGGCAGCAGCCGGCGUCGCAGGGCAGCACCUGGCUCAGCAGCAGCAGGAACAGCAGCAGCAGCAGCAGCCUCCGCCGCGUCAAGCUCUGCUGCAUUGGCGUCUCCCAGCUUCUCCCCCGGGGUCUCCUCCGGGCCGUCUUCCUCGCAGCAGCAGCAGCAGCAGCAGCAGCUGGGCAGCAGCUGCCUUGCUGCACUAGAAGCUGGCAUUCUGCAGCUGCAAGUGGCCUCCUAUUCUUGUCUUGUCUCUUUUCAAAAAGGUGUUUCCUUUUUAAUUGCUUAUCGGCGGCAGUCUGGCUUGCCUUUGCCUUGGCCAGUGGCCCCACUGCUGCUGCCUCCAGCAGCAGCAGCAGCAGCAGCAGCAGCAGCGGCAGCAGCAGCAGGCAAAUCGGGCAGCAGCAGCAGCAGCUUCCGGCUGCGCUUGCCGCCGCUGCCGAGGGGCCCCCUCUCUUCUGUUUCCGCUGCAGCUGCUGCUGAGCGGCGUGUUGCUGCAGCAGCUGCAGCAACACAGCUGCAGCUGCUGCUUCCCCCAGUGCAUGCAGCGCUGCAGCUAGCCAGCGUCCCCGUGACCAGUGGUCAAUCUGUGAGUGCGGACUUGCAGCUGCUGUGGGGACAGCUGCGGCAGCAGCAGCUGCAGCAGCAACUGCAGCAGCAGCUGCAGCAGCAGCUGCAGCAGCAGCUGCAGCAGCAGCUCCAGCAGCAGACCGAGGUGCAGCAGCAGCAACAGCAGAAGCAACGCAUGCAGGAAUCAAAGUCGCCCACAGAAGGGCACAACGAUCAGCAGCAGCAACAGCAGCAGCAGCAGCAGUUGCUGCGGCGCUGCCCCAGCGGAGCGCAGCCAAAGCAGCUGGGGGGCCUCCUGUUGUCUCCAAGCAGCAGCAGCAGCAACACAUCUCCUCUGGCUGCUGCUGCUUUUGCUGCUGCUUCGCCCCAUAUGCCGCUGGAAGAGGAAGGAUUCUCAGCGCAGAAGCUUGCUGCAGCAGCAGAUAAUUACUUGAAGUGCUAUUUACAGGUUCAGUGCAGCAGCAGCAGCAGCAGCAGCAACACUCAAGACAUAAGCCGCUGCGUGGCUGCAGUCGCACUUCCGCACUGCUUGAGCAGCAGAAACAACUGCAGCGAGCGCAGCAGCAACAGCAGCAGCCGCAGCAGCAGCAAAUCUGCAGCAGCAGUGCUUUUCCCCAUGCCUUAUCUCUGCUGCUCCGUUUGUGGGGGCUGCUGUGGCGAUUUGCCGCUGCUGCACCAGGAGCAGCAAGCCCUAGCUGCUGCGUCUGAGUUGGGCCUAAUGUACAAGACUUUUGGGAGUCCGCGAUCUCUCUUUUCUUUUCUUGUUGCUUCCAAUCGGCUGCCGGAGGCAGUGGAGUUAUUUCUGUCUCCUGGGGGUACAGCUGCUGCUGCCGCUGCUGCUGCUGCUGCUGAUGUCGAGCUGCUGGUCACCCAUGCACUCAACCGCCAGCAGCUAAACGCACUGCUGCGGCUGCUUCACAGAAGAUCCCACGGGGAGAGCCAAGUCUUCACUAUGCUGCGGGCGGCGCUGCGCUCUCACCGCGCGCUGCGGAGUUUGCAGCAGUGCCAUCUCACAACUGGAGACAAUUUAAAUGCAGGGCUUCUCUCGGUGCUUCUGGCUGUGCACGAGGCACUAGCGCCGCCUCCUUUUGCUGCAGCAGCAGCAGCAGCAGCUGCAGCAGCAGCAGCAGCAGCAAGCAAGUGGGACCGUCUUCAUGGGCUGCUCGAUGAAGGCAUUUCUCUUCUUUCCGCGGCGCUGCAGCAAAAACGGCAAGCCAACGUAGUGCCUCCAGACAGCAUGAAACAGCUGCGAAAGCACCCAGAGGCAGCAGCAGCAGCUGCUGUCGCUGCCGCUGCUGCUGCUGCUGCUGCCGUCGCCGAUGCUGCAGUUGAAGCCGCGCGGCCAGUACAGCAGGAGCGGCAGGAGCAGCAGCAAGCAGCAGCAGCAGCAGCAGCAGCAGGCCCAAACGAGCCCGCAUCAAAGGCAUCCGAUGCUGCAGCCGCAGGCCUUUGUGCUGCGCCUCACGACAGCAGCAGCAACAACAACAGCAGCAGCAGCAAAGAAACUGCUAGGGACAUUAGGAAAAUAAGCGCAGCUGCAGCAGCAGAGACGCGGAUGAGCAGCAGCAAACCAGCAUCGGGAGGGCUGCGGCUGCUUCAGCUAGCAGACGAUAGGGACCUGUCUCUUGAUGAGGUUGAUGAGCAUGAUCUACAGGAGCUUCUGGAACUAGUUGACUUGCAGCAGCAGUGCUGCUGCGCUGUUCCGAGUUGCUGCAGCAACUGGUCCUUGCUGCUGCAGCAGCAGGAGCAGAGAGUGCGCCUGUGCGUGCUGCUGUUGCUGCAACAGCAGCAGCAGCUUGCUGCUCGUGUGCUGCAGCUCUGCUGCUUAAACCCUCUUGAAGUGUAUGUACAGGCAGCACAUGUGCUGGCUAGCAAGGCGGCCACAAUUCAGCAGAUGAAGACUCUGGUGUCUGCUGCGGGGAAGCAUUUGUCUGCUGAUGAACUGGACUCCCUGCUGUGCAGCGCAAUAAGGGGUUGGCUGCUGCAGCAGCAGCAGCAGCAGCAGCAACAGCAGCAGCAGCAGCAGCAGGGGGUGCUGCAACGAGACAGUCUGCAGGAAGCUCUAAGUCUUGUGUCUUUGCUGCGGUCGCCGUUGGCUGCAUUUGACACGCGCUUGUUCGUCGCCGGUCUGGCGCUGCAGCAGCAGCAGCAGCAGCAGCAGCAGCUGCAGCACGGGGGAGCUGCCUCUUCCUUCUCAGGAAGCCAAGAACCCUCUCUCGCCCAGGAGCAGCUAAAAGUCUGUUUUGAUGUUGCUUGUGAGUUGAGAGACAGAGAGCUGCUGCAGAGGUGCAGAGAAGCAGCAGCAGCAGCAGCAGACUUGCCGCUGCAGGAGCUCAUUGCCUCCAAGCUGCUGCAGCUGCAGCCCUCCAGCAGCAGCAGCAGCAGCGGCAGCAACAGCAGCAGCAGCAACAAACGCAGGCGAUAG